CAACCAGAUAUCUAGAAUCGUCCCAAAACAACAAUAAGCGAGCACAAAGCAAUCAAUCGGUUCAUACAAGCUGCAACAUAGGUAUUGGAUAUUGGAAGCUGUCUGAAAUCGAAUUUUGGAUAGCGCGCUACAGUUUCGGCUGUAUGUAUUGUCGUGAUCGAACGUUUGUGUUGUUGCUAGUCUUCUAUUGAAAUCAUUACCAAAAUGUGAGGAUAUUAUAUGUGCCUUACGAGUCGGCUAAUUUCUUUUUUCGCCCAUUCCUGACACAAUUUACACCCGUCUUAGCACACAAUGCAACUUCAGAUGCCAGUCAGUACUCUGAUCGACAGAUUUCGUCUUUCCAUUUACUCAUAUAGAUUAAGUACUUUAAGUAACUGGCCUUAUGAUGGGAAUUCCCUUUGUACAGCUGAGAAAAUGGCCAAGUCUGGGUUCUACCGACCGAAUCCAAACAAUCCAACCACUACACAAUGUUUUGUUUGCAUGAAAGAAUUAGAAGGAUGGGAACCUGAUGAUGAUCCAGACAAAGAGCAUAAAAGUCAUUCACCAAAGUGCCCUUUCCUCAAAUCCAAGCAAUAUGAACAAAUGACUUAUGAAGAAGGUUUAGCAAUGGAUGUUGAAAGAUAUUGUACUUAUCUUUCCAAGAUUCUUUCGGAUCAGUAUGAUGUCCAAAAAGUCCAAAAGGCAUUUAAAAUGUUAACUGAUAUUGUAUUAUCCAAACUACCAAAGCGAAAUAAAAAAAAGAAAUCGAACCUCAGCAAAACAAAACACUCAAUUAUGUCAAAUUCAAGUAUUAAAUCAACCAGGAGUACUCGAAGCAAAAGAAUAUAAAUUUGUUUAAUUUCUUUACAAACCUGAAUUAUUUGUAUACUUUGUACAAUAAUAGUUGUUUCAAUCAUACCAUACAUUAUUUUGAUAGCAUCGGGCAACAGGGACUAGUCCGCAUACGUUCUUUUUUCAUUUAUUAAUGGUAGAUGUCACUUUAUCUUAAAAUGUUGGUAUUACAGUCCAGUAAAGAUGGGUGAGGUUUAUUAAACAUCACUAAUUAUGCUCAUUACUUACUAGUAAGGCCUUUUUUAAUGAGUUUGUUAUACUGUCUUAGCAUACAUUGAAUCAAACAGAAUGGAUAGAUUGUGGUGAGCAGUGUAAACCAGGACCCAUGUUUCCGCUUAUUUGUGACUGGCUAGCUGGACCUACCUACAUUCCCAGUAUUGACUUUCGCACUUUGGGACUCGUACCCUGUACCUUCCGCCCUAAAUAUUCAUGUAAGUAUAAUACCUGUUUCACAAGUGGACGGCUGUGUAGACUAGUUGAUAAUGCGACAGGCGUUAAAAGCAAAAGGCGGAAAGAUCUAUUAAUGAUAGUGAAGUAAAUCUAGCUGACAAGUCCCGAGUAGAACAGAACACGCUUUAUGAAUUUCUCAGCCAAUAGCAAACCAUUUGUUCUAUUAGAAACCUAUGAUAAAAUGGGUAUAUCGGGGCAAACCUCACAGUGUGCUUAUGUAUCAACAAAGACUGAACUGCUAACAUCUAACUGGUGAUCAGCUCAAUAUUUAUGGAAAGGAUCGAUCAGGAAAUAAGAAAAGGUAACUUACUGAAAUACCUUGUGCUGAGGAUUCUAUAUUGUACCAAAAAUAUUAUAUUGAAUAAAGCCGACCGUUCUUGCUACCUUGAUGUCGUGGUCGGGCUUGCCUAUCGUGAUGAACUAAUCGAGCUAUACUGCCUGGAACAUUUGUUCCUCAAGGUUCUAACGUGCCAGUUGAGGAACGGUAAGACUAAACACCGCAAACCCAGGGUCCGAAGUCGUACUGUUGAUUGUAGAGGUGUGGUGGCAGUAAGCUGUGUCCUUCAGACAACCAGCAUGACAAGGAUGCUGCCGUCUCACAAGGAGGGGUUUGGUUAGAUAGGUCGACCGUAAAGAUACACGUCUCGCCAUAUCCCACAGAUAUCCGUCUCUGGCGGUAAGGCCUCAACAAGUACGGAGCUAACACGAGAACUACCCACGAAAAGGUCGUGUGUGAUCGGGCUCAAGCAGUUGUCCCUUGGGCACUGCAGUCACUCUGUCAGGUCAUUAAAACCACCUCUAACCCAGCUUCUUCAGGUACCUCCAGAAGAACCCUUCUACGAUGUGGGCAACCGGGAAGUGAUAACUACCCUCAUACCUUUAACAGCACUAAAGACCAUUGUAGCUGUUGAAAAACUGCAUUUUAACAUAAAAGUAUUGUAUAGUUCGAUUGUUUGAAUAAAUUUAAAAAGCACUACUAACCUAAUCAAGUGAAUUUAUGGUUGUUACGCUGAACUGAUUUCAAUGAAUUAUUUAAGAUCCCCCUAUUCAACUAUUUAGUUAAGGAUAGAAAAGAAAAGACAAUAACAAAUACAUACGACAAUGACACAUUUUCUUUUUCUUAUCAAUCAUUAUUUCAUCCUGAGGUUGUUGUUGAUGUUGUCAUCUUCUCUUUUGUAUUAUCUAAUUUAAAUCAAUAAAAAAAAGACAAGACACUAAAAAAGAAAAUGACCAUCAAAAGAUAUGAGAGUAAGAGAUGAAGAAGUAGACGAAGUAAAAGGGAUCCAAACAAUCUAUCAAUAGUACAACAUGUUUAUUAAAUGUAAUGCAUAAAUGAAAUGGAAAAUCCUACUAAGUUAUACAAAUAGAUAUCAUCAUAAUUAUUAUCAAGUUGGUAUUGAAAUGAAAAGUAAACCUAUUUGAAUUGAAUGAUUAUCAUCUGUAACUAAAAAAAAUUCAUCAGAAACAAAAGAGAAAAAGAAACGAACAAAGAAGUUGUUGAAAUGAUUCAUUGAAACGGUCAAUGUAUCAUCCAAGUAUAGAAAGACAAUCUUUCUAACAUUGUUCAUUGUAUGAAUUUUAUUCACUUUUUAAAAAAAUAUAAAAAAGAAAAGAAAAUUUUCUAUAAUUAGGCAACAAGUAAAGCAUAUCCCUAUUAACAGACAAUAUUCAACUUCUAACCUUUAAAUGGAGAAAAAUCAGAAACGAAUGUAUCAUGAUGAAGGGACAUUUCCAAAAAAACAAAAAAAAAUGCAAUUGUCAUGAUGUGGAGAAGAAGAAAAAAAACAAAGAAAUGAGCGCAUAUAUAUAAUCAAAGAUAAUGAAUAUUGAUAUAAAGGAAAUAUUGAUUUCCAAUAUUUAAAGUUUCUUGCAUAGUUACUACUACAAUUAAAAGAAAAAGGAGUAAAUCAAUGAAGAAAGAAAAAAAUUAGUUUACUUUAUAUUCAUUAAAAAAGUUUUUAUCUCUAAAUUAUCUAGUGAAUAACGUUUAAAAGAAAUUCAAUUUGAAUUAUGUAUGAUGAAACGGGUGUAAAACAUGUUUUGUUUGUUGUUGUUGUUAUUAUUACUAUAGUUGUAUGAUUAUCCUCAUUUGUACAGUUGUAUAAACAAACACCGGGAGAUGGGACCUUUUUUUCCUCUUUUUUAAAAAAAAAAGAAUUCAUAAUAGGAAAGAAUAUAUAUAUAUAUAUAUAUAUAUAUAUAUAUAUUGAGAGAGAGAGAGAGAGGGGGAAAGCGUUUCCCUUUGUAAUGUUGUUUAGGCCCUGGAUCAAAGUUCAAUGAAUUAAAAAUCAGUAAACAAUCAAGUUUAUUUUGAUGAUAAUGAAUGACUGUUGUUUAAUAAUAAGUAAGUAAGUAAGUAAAAGUCAAUAAGAAUACAAGGCACUUUCAAAUGUCCAAAAGAAAACUUCAGUUAAAAGUUGAAUACAUAAUGAUUAUUUGUUUAAAUUGAAAGAAGAAGAGAAACAGAAGGGAACUAAUUCAAAUGAAACAAUGAAAGGAUGAAUGAAUGAGUUGUAAACUAUUUUAAAUCUUGUAUUGUGUGUGUGUGUGUGUGUGUGUGUGUGUGUGUGUGUGUGUGUGGUAU
Molecule: messenger RNA, 3865 nt
Organism: Schistosoma haematobium
Lineage: Eukaryota; Metazoa; Platyhelminthes; Trematoda; Strigeidida; Schistosomatidae
Product: N6-adenosine-methyltransferase subunit mettl14
Exons: 3
Coding region: 292-828 (178 amino acids)
Source: RefSeq, a predicted model, not a curated record